Molecule: messenger RNA, 4628 nt
Organism: Bactrocera tryoni
Lineage: Eukaryota; Metazoa; Arthropoda; Insecta; Diptera; Tephritidae
Gene: rempA
Product: intraflagellar transport protein 140 homolog
Exons: 13
Coding region: 103-4572 (1489 amino acids)
Biological process (GO): intraciliary retrograde transport
Cellular component (GO): ciliary basal body; axoneme; intraciliary transport particle A
Molecular function (GO): protein binding
Source: RefSeq, a predicted model, not a curated record
AGAGGUUCCAUGGCAACCUCAUUUGUUUGGUUCUAUGAGCUUUGUUCGAUUAAUAUCCUACUAAGCACCAAAAGGAGUAAAAUUUGUUUGUAAAUACUCGUAAUGACGCUUUAUUUUGACACCAAAGUGGAAUUUCUUGACUUCGAUGCAGUUAGCACCAUCGGAAAUUGGCACCUCACUGAACCACUAUUUGCUGUAGCUUCCUACAGCCAGGAGCGUGGCGGGUCUAUAACAAUUUUCACAGAUUCGGGUGAACCUCAACGCGAUGUCACCUAUCCUGUACAUCCGACAUCGCAGGUUUCAGCACUAGCCUGGCAUCCCGAAAAAGUGUUGUUGGCCACCGGCUGGGAAAAUGGUGAUAUACAUGUUUGGUUUGCGGGCCAUCGUGAAUUCGCUAGUGUUCACGGCCCACAUAAAGCGCCCAUAGUGUUGUUGGACUUUAGCGAACAAGGUGGACGUAUGGUUACCGCCGAUUCGAUGGGUCUGCUCACGGGUUGGCGUUGCGAUGGUCAGUAUCAAUUUUUAACAAUGUUUUCACAUGAUUUGCGUGAUGUGCUGCUGCAUGUCACCUUUCGACGGACUAUUGAGAGUGAGGUGCGUGAGGAAAUAGUAAAUUUAGCCAAGGCGGCAGUGGCAGGCGAUGAUGCGGCACUCGAUACGCUAACUAACUGGCGACCGCGGACAGCGGCGAGGAGUAUGAUUCACGCAGGUGUCAAAGAUAACCACUGUUUCUAUGUGGGUACGCAAAACGGUGUAAUGUACUACAUAAAUCAGGGUGGCGCCUGUACAGAGGUCCUCAAAAAUAAUACCGUGCCAAUCAUGCAAAUGCUGUGGCACCCUAAGAAAGAUGCCGUUAUUUGUUUGAUGGAGGACAUGACAAUUGCUUUGUAUUUGGUGGAGUCGACGGGUAUAUUAACUGAGUUGGAUCGAGUUAAGUUGAGCGGGAACUUAUCUGGCAAGGGCGGUGCUAUUUCAUGGGCGGGAAAUAGCUUGGCAAUUAUAACCGGUGAUCUAAGCGUACGGAUUUGGGAUAUCGAAAAAAGCGAUAACUAUCUACUGAAAAUGGACUUGCCUAGUACUGCAAUUUCUGUAUUAGGAUCCUCGAUUAGCCUCGACGGUAACUCUGCCAGUACAAAUGUUUUCAGCAAUGACACGAGCGAAAAGUCCUCAUCUACACUAAACAGCCGCAAAUUGCAUAAACUCACACAACCGACAAACGAGCUCUUCACUUGCCUUGCGUACAGCACAAGCAACCAGACUCUUUGUGCCGGUACCAAUCAAGGCAACAUUUACACUUGGAAGCGGCGUGUAGGCGUUUUCGAUAUGCCUGAGGAAUCGUGGCAGUUGACUAACAUAUCGACAGUACGCGGCGCCGUUAAACAAUGCAUGUGGGGAUUCAAUGAGUUGGCCAAGCCGUGUAUGCUGAUCAACUGCAUUUCAAACGUUUACGUGCUCAAGGAACAACCUUUGUUAUCAUUUUACACCCGCGAUUUGUGGGCAGUUCAGCGUAAUGCAAAAGCUAUUUAUCUUGAGCACGCGAUCGGCAAGCAUGCGCUCAUUCAAACGGAUUUUGUAAUUAUUGCCUUGGCACUUAAUCAAUUAAAUAUGAUCAUUAGUAACGGUCGAGCUAUAUCUGCAUAUAACAUUGAGAAGGUGCAAAAGGUGGAUGACUUUAGGAUUGAGGCAUAUACAGAUGACAGCACUACCAAGGGCAGCAAUGAAAAGGAUUCAAAUCUAAAUGUGAAACUCAUACAGACAUUCAAUGCGGAGUGUUUAGGCCUGCACAUACACAAUCAGAAUAUUUUCUGUUUAAACUCAAAUGAAGUGAUGAUUUACUCAAUUGGUGGCGUUGUGCUCAAUAAAAUUUUGGCAAAUGACAAUGAAGGGAAAAUAAUUGGCAUGGACCUCACUGGUGUCUAUUUGAGUGUUUUCACAAUGAAUGGUUUCGUUAAAGCUUAUGAUGUUUCUCGGCACGAUCCUAAGUUAAUUUUUCCUGGAAAAUCAGGUUACGACUUAUUUGAUGAUUUUGGUGAAGUGAUUUUAGUUAAAUGCAACACAGCUGGCACCCAUUUAGCUGUGCUAAUUGCAAAUCGCAAUUUUGUUCCAAAACCCAUUCUAUAUUGUUGGAAUUUCGAACGUAAUCUUUUGAUGGAACAUAACCUCACACAUAAUUCGAACGAAACUAAUACUAAUUCUUGCAUGCCCGUAAAUGUAUAUUGGGAUACAGAUGAGCCACGUCUACUUGCUAUUGAGGUGAAAUCAAUGCAGCAGCUACAGGAGCCAAAACAAAAUCAUACAAAAGCUGGGACCAAUUGCAACCAUAGUAUCGAGUCUGUAAUUAUGGUUUUAUUUUUUUCUGAAAAAAAUAAAUUGAAUAUACUCGAAACACGCUCAUUAGUCAUGGCGGAGCAACUGAUCAAUCUAUGCGUCCCUAAUGUGAUAACUUUGGAUAUAAAUCUUGUUAAAGAGCGUCCACUGCAAGAUUUCGUCGAUCUUAUUAAGUGUGACCCCAAUAUACGAAAAAUGGUUUUAAACUUCAGUCUACACAUUGCCGAGGGCAACAUGGAUUUAGCUUAUCGCUCCAUACGAUCAAUUCAAUCUCCAACGAUUUGGACAAAUUUAGCAAAAAUGUGCGUUCAAACUAGUCGCUUGGAUGUUGCAAAGGUAUGCAUGGGCCAUUUGGGUAAGGCGCGCUCCGUACGUGCCAUUCGCCAAGCGAUGGAAGAUGAUGACCUUGAAGAUGAAGCAAAACUUGCGGUACUCGCUACUGAAUUGGGUAUGCACGAUAAAGCAAUUGAGUUAUACAAAAAAUGUGGCAGAUUUGAUUUACUGAACAAAUUAUUGCAGGCGCGUGGAAAAAUAGAUGAGGCUAUAAAUGUGGCCGAGACGGAAGAUCGUGUUCACUUAAAAAAUACAUAUUUUCACAAGGCACAGCAAUUAAAAGAGAGCGGAGAUAUUAAGGCCGCACUGGAAUACUUUGAAAAAUCUCAUAAUCCAGUACAAAAUAUAACACAAAUGCUUCUGGAUAAUCCUCUAGCGAUGAAGCGUUAUAUGCAAAAUUGUACUGAUCCGAAAAUGCUUAAAUGGUGGGGUCAGUAUAUUGAAAGUUCUGGUGAUAUGGAUGCUGCAUUGGCCGUAUAUCAGAAGGCGGAGGAUUGGUUUUCUCAAGUUAAAAUACUUUGCUAUUUAGGGAAAAUUUCGAAAGCGGAUGUCAUAGCAAGACAAUCUGGAGACAGAGCUGCCUGUUAUCACUUAGCACGUCAUUAUGAGAAUGUUGGAAAGUUCCAAGAAGCCAUAAUGUUCUACACACGGGCUCAAACGUUUAGCAACGCUAUACGUAUUUGUAAGGAAAAUGAUUUCCAAGAUGAACUCUGGACCGUGGCUAGUUCUUCUCGUAGUCGUGAUAAAGCGAUUGCAGCCGCAUACUUUGAAGAAUGUGGAUCUUUCAAACGUGCUGUAGAGUUAUACCAUCGCGCUGGCAUGCUUCAUAAGGCACUAGAAAUGGCCUUUGAGUCGGAACAACCCGAAGUGCUAGAAAUAAUUGCGUCGGAAUUAACCGUCGAUUCAGAUUCAGAGCUGGUGAAUCGCUGUGCGGACUUUUUCACGAGUAUCGAACAACAUCAAAAGGCGGUUUAUUUGUUGGCAAAGACAAUGCAUUUGAAGCGAUCGUUACAAAUCUGUAUGGAGAAAGGAGUGCCGAUCACCGAGGAACUUGCCGAGAUGCUCACACCGAACAAAAACGAAUUUAAUGAAGAAAUGCGAAUUGAAAUUCUUACACAGUUGGGUGAAUUGUUACAACAACAAGGUGACUAUCACACUGCUACCAAGAAAUUCACUCAAGCCGGAGAUAAAGUGCGAGCCAUGAAGAGUUUGCUAAAAUCGGGCAGCACUGAAAAAAUCAUAUUUUUCGCAAAUAUGUCCCGACAGCGCGAGGUAUAUAUCAUGGCAGCCAAUUACUUGCAAGCGUUGAAUUGGCAAGAGGAUGAACAUAUUCUUAAACAUAUUGUGACAUUUUACUCGAAAGGUCAAGCAUAUGAUUCCUUAGCAAAUUUUUAUGCUAUUUGCGCACAAAUCGAAAUCGAAGAAUAUCACAACUAUGAAAAAGCUUUGAAGGCAAUGCUUGAGGCGGCAAAUUGCUUAAAAAAACUUGGACAUUCACAACAUGCGCUCAAUAAUUUGGAAAAAACCAUAGCAGAUGUGCGAAAAGUUUUGGAUAUACAAAACGCAAUGAAAAAUAACGAUAAUCAAGCAAUAAUUUCCGGCUGUCGGAAUAUGUUAAUAAAACCAGAAACGCCACCAAUACGCCAAGCGGAUAUUCUUGCAAUGUUGGUUCGUGCAUUGGCUUAUUCGAAACAGUGGCCCGAAGCCGGACGAGCUUUAAAAGAAUUGGCUUUGAAGGAUAAUGCUUGGAGCACUAUUGGAUUGGUUGACAAAGCCUUAGUGCAAAAAAUAGCAAAAGAAUGCAACCUAGACUUUGAUAUUAUUUGGAAUUCCGGUCGAAGACAUGUCAAUAUUAAAGAAAGCGAAACCGAUCAGGAUAACGAAGAAGAGAUAGAAGAGGAAUUACGAUAAUUGAGCACAUUAAAUAUGUAAAGUAAUAAAAUUUGUGAUGAAUAGCAUCCACCCUA